Myotis myotis is the source of this 1159-nucleotide messenger RNA. Its product is annotated as acidic leucine-rich nuclear phosphoprotein 32 family member A-like. Gene Ontology annotation, molecular function: histone binding. NCBI's taxonomy places the organism in Eukaryota, Metazoa, Chordata, Mammalia, Chiroptera, Vespertilionidae. Gene Ontology annotation, cellular component: perinuclear region of cytoplasm; nucleus. The record is from RefSeq and is a predicted model, not a curated record. Gene Ontology annotation, biological process: nucleocytoplasmic transport; regulation of apoptotic process.
UUCUCAUCUUUAAAGAACCAUUUUUACCCUCUGUCCACUCUUUCCAUGCCUCCCUACUCUCCCAACUAACUUGUCACCCACCUCAAUACCUAACUUUACAGGCAACCACAGGUGUUCUGUCUCUGACAGAAGAUUAAGGAACAGGGUGCUCGAGAACCGAGCGGAGAUGGUUGAGCCCUCAAAGUCCUAAAACGCGCGGCCGUGGGUUCUGGGUUUAUUGAUUGAAUUCCGCCGGCGCGGGAGCCUCUGCAGAGAGAGAGCGCGAGAGAUGGAGAUGGACAAACGGAUUCAUUUAGAGCUGCGGAACAGGACGCCCUCUGAUGUGAAAGAGCUUGUCCUGGACAACUGUCAGUCUUGUGAAGGCAAAAUCAAAGGCCUCAAAGAUGAAUUUGAAGAACUGGAGUUCUUAAGUACAAUCAACGUAGGCCUCACCUCCGUCGCAAACUUACCAAAGUUAAACAAACUUAAGAAGCUUGAACUAAGCGAUAACAGAAUCUCAGGGGGCCUGGAAGUAUUGGCAGAAAAGUGUCCGAACCUCAAGCAUCUAAACUUAAGUGGCAACAAAGACCUCAGCACAAUAGAGCCACUGAAAAAGUUAGAAAACCUCAAGAGCUUAGACCUUUUCAAUUGUGAGGUAACCAACCUGAACGACUACCGAGAAAACAUGUUCAAGCUCCUCCCACAACUUACAUAUCUCAAUGGCUAUGACCCGGACGACAAGGAGGCCCCUGAUUCCGAGGCCCCUGAUUCCGACGCCGAGGGCUACGUAGAGGGCCUGGAGGAGGAGGUCGAGGAGGAUGAGGAUGAGGAAGAGUAUGAUGAGGAUGCUCAUCCAGUGGAAGAUGAGGAGGAAGAAGAGGGGGAAGAAGGUGAAGAGGAGCAUGUGAGUGGAGAGGAAGACGAGGGUGAAGAAGAUUAUAAUGACUGGGAAGUAGACGACGAGGAAGACGAAGAAGAGGCUGGUGGUGAAGAAGAAAAGGGUCAGAAGCGAAAAUGAGAACCUGAAGAUGAAGGAGAAGAAGACGACUAAGUGGAUACCUAUUUUGAAAAAUUCCUAUUGUGAUUUGACUGUUUUUACCCGUACCUCCGAAAUCCCGACCCCCCGAAACUUAUUUUUUUCUGAUUGUAACGUUGCUGUGGGAACGAGAGGGGAAAAGUU